CAGUGUGUAAUGCCAGGAAGUCCAGACAGUUUGCUUUUGCCACCGAAUAUAUUCAAUGGACGAGGAACCGGUACGUGCGAACGCUUUACUGCGCCUUUGUCACUUUUACAACUGUUAGUUGUCGGUCGUGGUAACAAAAACAAAAAAAAUCUGUUCACGUUAUUUAAACUGGUUAUAAAGUUGUUCAAUUGUGUUUCUUUCGAGCGACACUGGACGAGACGCUGACUUUAGAGUGGUCAGUGUAUGGCUAUUUUCCCAACCCUCCCAGUUUGAAAUCCAUAAUCGCGUUUCUGACAUUUUGAGUCUGACAUGGCAGAUUUAACAUUACAGCACCUGCCUGCGGGCCGGUUGGAGGGGGACAUCCUGGACCCGGAGUUCCAGCAGCGGCUGGAGGACGCACGCACCCUGCUGAGGCAGGAGAUCCAGCGGGAGCUGAGGAUCAAGGAGGCGGCCGAGAGACUGCGGCGGGCCGUUACUAACCGUAAGAGCGCCGCCGAAGUGGAGGGCCAGCUGAGGGCGUCGAGCCGCAAGCUGGAGCAACUGCACUGGGAGCUGCAGGAGCUCAACACCCGUGCCAUCACCCCCAAGCCCCAGAAGGACAGCCCCACAGCAGAUGACAGCAUGUCGCCUGACCCAUGUCGCUGGGAGGAGGUGACAUCCCCGCUUGCCGGGCGCAUCUGUGCCCUGAAGAAACAGCUCACCAUGGAGACCAAGGUGAAGCAGGGGGCCGAGAACAUCAUCCAGACUUACGUCAGCAGCUCCGUCAAGGACCGUAAGAUGCUGUCCAUGGCCCAGCAGAUGCUUCAGGACAGCCGCACCAAGAUUGAGCUGCUCCGCAUGCAGAUUGUCAAAGUCACCCAAGCUAGAGAGGGGGAGCGGGAAGCCACAGAGACAGAUGGCCGUCCCUCUGAGACGAUCAGUCCUCUAGAGCUGCGGGUGGCUGAGCUACGGCACCACCUGAAGAUCGAGGCUGCAGUGGCAGAGGGGGCCAAGAAUGUGGUCAAGCACCUGGGCGGGCGCAAAGUGCAGGACCGCCGAGCGCUGGCAGAGGCCCAGACAAGGUUGCAGGAGUCGUGCCAGAAGCUGGACCUGCUGCGUCUGUCUCUGGAGCGCCGUCUAGCCGAGCUGCCCGGGGACCACCCCAAACUGUCCAUUAUCAAGGAGGAGCUCACACUGGGUGCUUCCUCGCCCUCCCUGGGUCUGCAGCUGGAGCGCCUCAACUCCACCUCUUCCUGUUCGUCGUCCUCCUUCUUCAAACCUGCCACUCUCACAGGUCGGUUGGAGGUGCGUCUGAUGGGCUGCCAGGACCUGCAGGAGUCAGUGCCGGGUCGGUGCCGCAUGGCCUGCGUCACCUCCACCCCCGGCAGCCCCUCCGAGGCAAAGUCCCUGAAGAUGAGGGCCGGUCUAUCCGGACGCAGCACCAACGGCAAAAUCACCAAGACCGAUGAGCUCUCCACGGAGAUCAGUGCGGUGCUGAAGGUGGACAACAGGAUGGUGGGCCGGACACACUGGAGAGCCCUGAGCAAGGAUGCCUGGGACCAGAGCUUCAGCAUCGAGCUGGAGCGGUCCAGGGAGCUGGAGAUUGGGGUGUACUGGCGGGACUGGAGGGCUCUGUGUGGUGUCAAGUUCCUACGUUUAGAGGACUUCCUGGACAACCAGCGCCACGGCAUGUGCCUUUACCUGGAGCCCCAGGGCAUGCUGUUCGCUGAGGUGACAUUCAUCAACCCUGUCAUUGAGUGGCAUCCUAAACUUCAGAGACAGAAGCGCAUAUUCCCUAAAGAAAAAGGGAAGAAUUUCCUGCGGGCGGCCCAGAUGAACAUGAACUUUGCCACGUGGGGGCGUCUGAUGAUGAGCGUCCUGCCCCCCUGCAAUGGUUCCUUGCAGGCCAUGAGCCCCCCACUGGUGGGCUCUGACAUGGCCAUCACCUCGCCCCCCUCCAUGGAGAAGAUGGCCAAGUCCACCCCCCCUCUGCUAAGAGAUUCUGCUGUGGUGAAAUUGGACUUCAGUGAGGAACGCCCCACCAAGGCCCUGCAGAACAAUGUGGGGAAAACUCUCGCAUCAGAAUCCAUGUGGCAAACCACGCUCUCUCAGUCCUCCAAAGGUCAUUCAACAGAGGAUAACAGGCCAACGCCCAAGCCAAAGACUGUAUCUCAGCCCAGUGCUAAGAGGAAAGUGAGUGGUGGGAUGCAAAUGGAAGAUUUCAACUGCAUCUCGGUUCUGGGGCGAGGACACUUUGGAAAGGUCUUGCUGGCAGAGUUCAAGAGGUCAGGCAAACUGUAUGCCAUCAAAGCCUUGAAGAAAGGGGACGUCGUGACGCGUGAUGAAGUGGACAGUCUAAUGUGUGAGAAGAGGAUCUUCGAGACGAUCAACUCCUCCCACCAUCCCUUCCUGGUGAAUCUGCACGGCUGUUUCCAGACGGCGGACCACGUGUGCUUUGUGAUGGAGUACUCCCCCGGGGGAGACCUCAUGACCCACAUACACACCAGCAUCUUCACUGAGAGACAGGCUCAGUUCUAUGCCUCCUGCGUGCUGCUGGGACUAGAGUUUCUGCACCAGAACAAGAUAGUUUACCGGGAUCUGAAACUAGACAACCUGUUGAUGGACGCAGAUGGCUAUGUGAGGAUAGCAGAUUUUGGAUUGUGCAAGGAAGGUAUGGGUCAUGGAGACCGCACCUCCACGUUCUGCGGCACGCCAGAGUUCCUAGCCCCUGAGGUGCUGACAGACAGCAACUAUACCCGCUGUGUGGACUGGUGGGGCCUGGGUGUCCUCAUCUAUGAGAUGCUGGUGGGAGAGUCUCCCUUUCCUGGUGACGAUGAGGAGGAGGUGUUUGACAGCAUAGUGAAUGAUGAGGUGCGCUACCCCAGGUUCCUCUCUCCAGAGUCUGUCUCCAUCACCCAGAAGCUACUACAAAAGAACCCUGAGAGAAGGCUGGGAUCAGGAGAGCCGGAUGCCAACGAGGUCAAGAAACACAGGUUCUUCCAGGGAGUGGACUGGGCGGCCUUGCUUCACAAAAAAGUGGUUCCUCCGUUCAUCCCGCGCAUUAAGAUGCCGGGGGACGUCAGUAACUUUGACGAGGAGUUCACAAAGCUCAAGCCAGUCCUCACCCCCCCACAGACACCCUACUUUCUCACUGCAGACCAACAGGAGAUCUUUGCAGAUUUUUGACUUUUCCUCUCUGCACUGACCUUUUAAACAUACACUGACGGAUGGACAGACAGGACUGAAAGCCAAAACGGUUGCUGCUCCACUGAAGAUGUUUCCUUUACUUCACUGUGUCAAACGGCUACCUGUGGCUGAAUGAGUACUGACGACACAGGCUACCGUGAUGUCCUCUUCAGGGUCCUUACUGUUCGUAUGCUCUGUGGCUGAAUGAGUACUGACGACACAGGCUACCGUGAUGUCCUCUUCAGGGCCAUUACUGUUCGUAUGCUCUGUGGCUGAAUGAGUACUGACGACACAGGCUACCGUGAUGUCCUCUUCAGGGCCAUUACUGUUCGUAUGCUCUGUGGCUGAAUGAGUACUGACGACACAGGCUACCGUGAUGUCCUCUUCAGGGCCAUUACUGUUCGUAUGCUCUGUGGCUGAAUGAGUACUGACGACACAGGCUACCGUGAUGUCCUCUUCAGGGCCAUUACUGUUCGUAUGCUACUGUGGCUGAAUGAGUACUGACGACACAGGCUACCGUGAUGUCCUCUUCAGGGCCAUUACUGUUCGUAUGCUCUGUGGCUGAAUGAGUACUGACGACACAGGCUACCGUGAUGUCCUCUUCAGGGCCAUUACUGUUCGUAUGCUCUGUGGCUGAAUGAGUACUGACGACACAGGCUACCGUGAUCUUAUCUUCAGGGCCCUUACUGUUCAUAUGGUCUGUGGGUGAUGAGAAUUCCACCUGUACCUCUACAGCCAAUCAGAACUGGGAGCUCGGCCUGCCUUGUUGAAAUCUGGAUUGGUAUGUCAGUGUCUCUGUUGGUGUUCAACAUUGACUUUUAUUACAACUGUACUUGUUUUUUUUGUUUUUCCUUUGAGGUUCCCACUCCAUAUUGAUAGUAUAUCAACUAGGUUCGACAUUGAUAUUGCCAAAUCAAUACUUGACAUGCCACUGUUUUGGUGCUGUCAACAAUAAUCAAUUGGCCAUUUUGUUGCACUUUUGUAUUCAUUUGUGAAACUAAAUUAAAGAGUACUUUGUUUCAAACAUUGCACCAAUGCAAUAAUGAGUUUUUAAAUUGGUUCUAAUUAGAAGGUUAUGCAUGACCAGCACCUCCUAACACUACACUCCAAUCAUAAGAAUCUUUGCUGUAAAUGAAGAUAGAAAAAUAUAUUUAUUGUAAACCCACUGCUGUUUUGGAUCUAACACUGAUUGUAGCGACUGAUGUUUGUAUGUUUAGCCUGGGAAUCCAAACUGAAUCGCCAUUCAUUCCUUGGCUAGUUUAUGUUAUCUUAAUGGAGGAAACGGUCCCUGAAGCUGUUUAAAAAGUGUAUUGUGCUACUUUGUAAUCAACCUAUUCCAUGGGUCCAUCUUGGGCAGGUUUAGGCCAUUGAAUGUCAUGUUGAAACUGACAUCAUCCUGAAGUAUUUUUCAAAAAAAAAAAAAAAAUAAUUGUAAGUAAACUUUUUUGGAAGGAUUAUAGUUUAAGUAUUCCUAGGGAGUCAUUUUCAUUCCAUUCCAGUAACGAGUAUGUUGCCAUUUAUAUAUUGUAUUUCAUAUGAAUAUACAUGCUUUAUUACUAAAAUAUAUAUGCUGUGAAUUACAAUGAAAAAGAAUGUGUCUAGAGAUGAAACAAGUACGUUUUUCUUUACAAUGCAUGAAGGAAAUGUAAAUUAAUAAAUAUAUCUACUGGACUCUUGAAGCAUUUUUCAGAAAUAAA
This is a messenger RNA of Salmo salar (Atlantic salmon), 4862 nucleotides long. It is a transcript of the gene pkn3, whose product is annotated as protein kinase N3. The record is from RefSeq and is a predicted model, not a curated record. Gene Ontology annotation, biological process: signal transduction; protein phosphorylation. Gene Ontology annotation, molecular function: ATP binding; small GTPase binding; protein serine/threonine kinase activity. NCBI's taxonomy places the organism in Eukaryota, Metazoa, Chordata, Actinopteri, Salmoniformes, Salmonidae.